Molecule: messenger RNA, 1140 nt
Organism: Anopheles aquasalis
Lineage: Eukaryota; Metazoa; Arthropoda; Insecta; Diptera; Culicidae
Product: astacin
Biological process (GO): proteolysis
Molecular function (GO): metalloendopeptidase activity; zinc ion binding
Source: RefSeq, a predicted model, not a curated record
AUGGUUAACGGUAGAGUGAUUUUGAUCGCCGCGUGUUUGGUGUUGUGCGCUUGCGCCCUCGUGGAGGCACAAAGGAGAAGGAGAGGUGCUACCUCUCCCAGCUUUCUGGUUGGGGAACGGCUGAGAAGCUACCGAGCUAGUCAUCAGCAUUUGCCACGAAAUCAGACACGCCGUCCGUAUGAGCACGGUGCUGGUAUUUACCGUGAGAUGGAUAUCAUGGAGAAAAAGGUACGCCAACGGAACGGUGUCGCUCUAACGGCAUUCCCGGACAGUCGCUGGCCCAACGCAAUCGUACCGUAUGUCAUUACGGGAUCGUUCACUGCGGCGGAACAAGCGACAAUUAUACAGGGAAUGGAUCAGAUUGCGGCCAAAACCUGUGUUCGCUUUGUAGCCCGUACGACCCAAGCACUGUACAUUUCAAUCACCAACACGGCCACCGGUUGCUGGUCGUAUGUUGGUCGAAGUUUGUCCAAUGCGGAGAAUCAAGUUAACCUCCAAAACCCAUCCUGUGUCGAUAUCAGCACCGUUGUCCAUGAGCUGAUGCACUCGAUCGGGUUCUACCAUGAGUUUACGCGCCCAGAUCGUGACUCUUAUGUGUCAAUCGACCAGACGGCCCUCGCUCCCGAAUACCAGACGGCCACGUUCUUCAAAGAUAACUUCCAGAAGAUGGCCGACAGCGAAGUCGUCCUGUACGGUCGCCCGUACGACUAUGGCAGUGUGAUGCACUAUUCAAAGUAUGCGGCCGCCGCCAGCCGAUCGAAACCGGUCAUGAACAACCUGCAGCCGUGGACUGGAGACUUUGGCAACGAUUACGGUCUGUCACCGUCCGAUGUCAUCGAUAUCAACUACAUGUACUGUAAUGCUACCUCCACGACUACUGCCGCGGCAACCACGACGACGACGACGACGACUAAGGCGGCCACAACGACGGCUGCUGCUGGUGCGUCGUCUGGAAGUACUACGACGACCACCACUACUACUGCUAGUACGACUGCAGCGCCUACUAGAACCACCACUACCCGUCGCCCAUUCGUUACAAUAUUCCGCCGAGAUACAAGCAUUAUAGGACAAAUCCUAGGUGGCCCCAUCACCACGUUGUUCAAUCUGAUCCGUGGUAUACCGGGAUUCCUGUUCGGGUAA